Molecule: messenger RNA, 375 nt
Organism: Gilbertella persicaria
Lineage: Eukaryota; Fungi; Mucoromycota; Mucoromycetes; Mucorales; Choanephoraceae
Exons: 2
Coding region: 73-294 (73 amino acids)
Source: RefSeq, a predicted model, not a curated record
UUUUUUUUGUGGGUAAAUAAUAAGUAAUUUUCUCACUCUCUUUCGCUUUUCGUUUUCUUUGCUUAUUCCGAUAUGUAUGAUACAGUACUUGGUUAUAGUGGAGGCUUUGUAGGCCUUUUAAUCCUUAUUCUUGACUUGAUUGUGAUAUUUGAAGUCAUGAACUCAAAUCGAACUAUUUCUGGCAAAUUAGGCUGGUCUCUUUUAGUCUUCUUUUUCCCUGUUGUUGGAUUGAUUCUUUAUUUCCUCUUUAGUGAACGUAAUGAACACAAUGCAAGAUAUGAACCCAUUGUUUAAUUCUUUAUUCAAAACGACAUUUCUCAAUACGAACUGUAUCCUUAGGGCUAUUGUUUGAUCAUGAUUAGUAUCAAUAAAUAA